CACAAGUUCUUAGAAACCUCAAUUAUUAUUAAUGCUUUGUCUAGUUUUCAUCUUGUGUGUUUUGUUGUGUGGCCGUUAUUUGCAAGAGAAUGGCUUCGUGUGCCAUCUCUAACACAAUUCAUCAGACUGUAACCUUCAAGACGUCGAAGAGAGUAAGUCCUUACAACGGUCUAUUCGGUUGGAACUCCGACAAGAAAGCAGACAAUGUCCGGCUGCCGCAACAACCGUCCUACCACGAGGACGAACAUAUUCCUUUCUCUCUUUCGUUGGUAAACAAAACUUUCCUAAAGGGAAGAGAGCUAAAAUGUUGCUACAAGGCAAGCAUUGAUGGGUUUAGUGCAACAAAGUUCCAUGAGCGUUGUGAUUUCAAAGGUCCAUGUGUAAUCAUAGCUUACACUAAAGACAUGGCUUUCAAGUUUGGUGGAUUUAGCCCAGAAGGUUAUAAAAGUACCGAUGAUUAUUACGAUACAUUUGAUGCUUUCCUCUUCUAUUGGCUCGACGAUUGUGAUGACCCAGUAGUCCUUCCAAAGGUUGGAGGAAGUGGAGCUGCUUUAUUUGACUAUGCACGCGGAGGGCCUCAAUUUGGAGCUGACGGGCUUCUUAUAGGACCGCCUUUAGCUCCAGUGAUGGGCGGAUUUGCGGGUCCGGAUACUAACUCGGGUGUUGGUGAUUUGAGGAUGGCUAAAUCAAGAUUGGGUUUGUCAUAUGCCAAGAGGAAAGAUGGGAAAGAAUCUAUCUUUGGAGAUGAAAAUAAGGUUAGUCUUGAUGAUGUAUUGGUCUUUUGUAGCCCCUAUAUUGCUUCUUUGUAUUAAAUUACAAAACCAAUCUCAACAAAUUCACCAAUAAAAAGUAUCCAAGAAUCAUUUUUAUUUAUGUAAUUAUACAACAUUGGUAAUA
Messenger RNA from Capsella rubella, 897 nucleotides. RefSeq lists its product as uncharacterized. The record is from RefSeq and is a predicted model, not a curated record. Bases 90 to 812 code for a protein of 240 amino acids. The transcript is spliced from 2 exons. NCBI's taxonomy places the organism in Eukaryota, Viridiplantae, Streptophyta, Magnoliopsida, Brassicales, Brassicaceae.